UCCAGUAGUAUAUGCUCUAAGGUAAACAGAGAUUUGUUCACGGGGAUUGGAGAAAUAGUAGUAAAAUAAGGUGCAACGUGUACGGGUUGUCAAAAUCGAACUUGAAAGUAGAACGAAAGUGCAGUAAACGAUUCAAAGAUGAUGAACGGGGACGGCGACAAAUCGUCGGAUUCCCAAUUUAUAUCUUUUCAAGAUUACUCACCAAUAAAUCGUUCCGCUGGUGGUGGACAGGCUCAGCUGGAUGUUGAUACACCCGACAAUCAGGGCUUCGUCGGAAUCCAGAAUGACAGUACGGGAAUCGGAAUGAUCGAGGACCUACAAGGAAUGCCGAACAAAAAUGACCAAGAACUGCAGCACAAUUUCUGGAGCAUCGAAUACUAUCAGAAAUUCUUCAAUGUCGACACUGACGACGUUGUGCAAAGGAUAAUCAGGUCCAUAAUACCGCGAGGGGGCGAGAAUUAUCUCGAAUCCCACAUCCGGCCAAAGCCUGAUCUUUACGGCCCGUUCUGGGUCUGUGUCACAUUGAUAUUUGCCAUAGCGAUUAGUGGGAAUAUGGCUAAUUACCUUCAGACAGCAAAUUCGCAGGGAUUUCACUGGCGGUAUGAUUUCCAUAUAGUUUCUUAUGCCGCUACCGCCAUUUUUAUGUACGCCUGGCUGUUACCCCUUGCACUUUGGGGCGCUCUGAAAUGGUCUACCAGCAAGCGAGAAGAUGACAACGAAUUAAUCGAGUCGAAUACUGCUCCUGGGAUCCUGGAACUCCUGUGCCUCUAUGGAUACUCCCUGAGCAUUUACAUACCCGUCGCCUUUCUGUGGACUAUACAGAUUGGUUGGCUACAAUGGACACUUGUCGCAAUCGCUGCAUUCAUGUCUGGUGGAGUGUUGUUGCGCUCUUUGUCACCAGUUAUAGCUGGUAAGCACAAAGCUAUUUAUGCCAUAGCAAUCCUAGGAAUGCAUUUCUUACUUGCUGCUGGUUUCAAGAUGUAUUUUUUCCACAAUCCACGAUCUACUCCUAGUGCCAGCCAAAUUAUCGAAGUUGUAACAACAGUUGCGUCAGUUGUUAAAGCAGUGAAUAACAGUUCGUCACCAACUUAGACUAGCUUUAAACUAUACUUAAUUCAAUUGUCAAUUACACACAAGAUUGUAUGAUAAACGUCUCAUUGAGUACAUCGACGUAGCAAAUUUCAAAAAAAAAAAAAAAAUUGAUUGCCCUUAUAUUACAUAUUAAUACCAUGUCAAGUAAUUAUUCGCUGUUCAAUUUAAAUAAGUGGUAUUGAUAAAUAAAUCAGCUACUAAUAUUGUAUAUGUAUGUUCCUGAUUAGUUGCAUAUAUAUGAUAGUAAUAUAUAAACGUGUUUGGACAAAAAAUCGAAUGUCAGUAGUAGGGUGGUUAAAAGAAAGUUAUUUUUUCCCGCUCGUACCUGCUCAAAUGUUCGUUUAUGAUAUAAAAAAAUCCUCCCAAAAGAUGAGAUACCGAAGUAAAAUCUUAACAGGUCGCUAUAUUAAUUUUUAUUUCCCAUUCACUUAACAUGGGAAAUUACACUCUUCGUUAAAAGUUAUAAUACUCGUAAACUAUUCGAUAUUUUUUAAAUUCAUGUAUAGAUCGUUGCAGCUGAUUUACGAGCUUUUCAAACCGCUAUAACAUAUCAUAGUCAUCAUCAUUAGAAUUCACAUUACAGUCAUCUGAAAACUACCAAUUUUUACCGCAAAGAGAAUCACCUUCAAGAUUCUAUCUAUGCAUGGAUUUCAAAAAUAUUGAAUAGUUUACGAAUAUUUUAAUUUUUAACGAAAAGUGAAAUUUUCUCAUGUUGAAUGAAAGGGAAAUUAAAAUUAAAGUAGUGACCUGUUAGACUGAGCUCAAGAGCUAAUCUUUCGAGAUCUUUUUUUCUAUGAAACACCAAUAUUAGAAGGGGGUAAAAGCGAAUAAAAUUUUAUUUUUUUCAACCACCCUAGUGAGUAGUCGUCUUGUUAUCCUCUUCUGAUAACUUCUCAUAUUUAUUUAUUUAUUUAUUUAUUUAUGUUAAUUAACGCAACUGCAAGCGAAUUCUUUAUAUCUAUAGGUAGUUUGACUCUACCCUAAAACCUCGAACUAUUGUUAAUGAACAAAGAUACCAUUUGUAUUACAAAUGAAACAAAUUUUUUAUUACAUCAUAUUCACAUGAAAAGCCUUUUUUUAACGCCAUGGGUAUUCAACAUUUUGUAUUUGUCAUUCAACAAAAUACAUUGUCCAAUCAAGCCUGCGCUAGCGUCUCACUGUUCCCGUCAGCCAAUUUGUACAAUAUGAUAAGCAUAAUAUGCAACCUUGUCAUCCACAAAAAGUGGGAUUUUUAACCAUAGUUCAAAAGAAUUUCAGAAUGCUGGUUUAUUAACACGUCCGAGUAAUACUUUAAAACGUUACGAGAGAAAACCGUUAUUUACAAUCAUUUAAAACUACGGUUUUUUGAUAGAAUCGAUUCGCGAGUGAUUACACGAUAAACAAUAUUUAGCGAUGCAACGGUGAUACA
Molecule: messenger RNA, 2500 nt
Organism: Neodiprion fabricii
Lineage: Eukaryota; Metazoa; Arthropoda; Insecta; Hymenoptera; Diprionidae
Product: protein YIPF1
Exons: 4
Coding region: 139-1092 (317 amino acids)
Biological process (GO): vesicle-mediated transport
Cellular component (GO): Golgi apparatus; membrane
Molecular function (GO): small GTPase binding
Source: RefSeq, a predicted model, not a curated record